AGUUCAUCAACUUCCAUAACAGGGGAACUAUUGCGAGCGCUUUUUUUUUUCUCGCCUGUAGGAACUAACACAAACAGGAACUACAAGUGGGAGAUAUAAUUACAAAUAGCGUUGAAGUUUUGUUGAAAACUACAAGCUAGUACACCAUGAUGAAAAAAAGAAAGGAUGAGGACAAGAAGCCCGUCGAGCAGGAGGUGGCGGAGCUUCAACGUAUUUUUACUUAAAGUAUUUCUUGAAGUUUUAUUUUGAUUUUUUGUACCUAUAGCCAAUAUUGGUCGUGUAAAAUGAAACUCUGGUGACAUGCAGGAGCCCAGCACUCUUGUCAUGCCACAGGAUCAUAUCUUCUACCAUGUAAUGCUCCUGAGCAUGAGUGUGAAGACAGUGGUUUCACGUACUAGUCGUGGCGCAUGAAGAAGACGAAGUUCUUUAUCUUUUCAUUUUUGAAAAUGUCAAGGUAAAUUCCGGGUGCUGGAGAAUGACAAACGGGCGUACAGCGAGGAUUCCCAGGGGAUUAUUCGGAAGCAGAGGGCUACCAUCGAGAAGCUCACCCGGGAGAACAGACAAAUGAAGCAGGAACUCUCCGAGGUGCGAAGAGCGGACCGAGGCGGCCCGGAGGCCAGGCGGCAGGGCGAGACACUCGCGAAAUUAGCCGAGAGCAGGGAACAAUUAGGUUUGACAUAAAAUCUUUUUUCCUUGUUGUCAGGAGAGAGACCAGCAAAAGCAAUGAACCAAAAGUUACUGUAAACAAAGUGCUGGUGCGGAGGUUCUACUUCUAACGCCCUGCUUCUGAAAACUAAUAUCAAAACGAAAAUUAUCCUACAGAAAAAGCCAUCGCCAAGGAGUUUGAAGUGAAGCAGAAAUUGGAGGAGAAAAUCGAUGUAGUAGAAGCCAAGACCAUCCAGGUCCGGGAGGAACUCGGUCUCAAGGGCGGCGUCAACGCAGCAAAAGAGUCACAGGCGGCGGUCGCGAAGCAAAUCCGCGUCUUGGAAAACAGAUUGGACAAAGCACUGCAGGUACCUAUAAUUGGCGGGGCGUCAGGAUAGGAUGAACACGUUUCAGUUUGUUAAAGACAGUGCAGGUUUUGGAAUAGGAAAGAAUAAGAGCCCGUAAAUGACGAUGAUUUGUUGACAUAAUUUUUCUUCUUCUGGCCGCGGCUGGAAUUUGAAAAAUGAUAUGUGAUUUUUAAGCACAUGCCCCCAAUAAAAUAAAAACUACACAGAAAUUCAACGAAGCAGUAGCAGAAAACAAGACGCAAAGGGACACCAUAGAUUCGCUCCGGUCCGAGCGCGUGGUCUUUGACAACAUCUACUCAAAGCUCGAAAAGGAAUUUGAGCAGAAGAAGAAGGAAAUGGCAAAUAUCAUCGAGCAGGUACCUAAGAUAGUCCGAGAUGAACUUUUAUUUUUCGUGCCAUAGUCAGUCAGGUCACAACUGGCAGAACUAGCUUGUCAACAUGAUCGGCGGUGGCCGUGGCAGAACCAGCUUGCAUGAAUAAGAUUAUUUUCCGCGCAGUAAAUUCCUAUUUUUUCGGUUCCCUCUGCACCACGGAAAAAGCAUAAGCAAAAGGAUUUGGAUUAUGCCACAGCCUAUUUUCUUAUCUGCUGAACCGAAACUGAUUCUGAUAUUAAUUCAUUGUAUCAGGCCAACGCGGCGUAUGAAGCACGAGAUGCAGCCCAGGCACAGAUGACCAGUUUGAAGCAGCAGGCAGACAAGGAGCACCAAGAGUUCGAGAAGGAAUGUAACAUUGAUUUUUUAUUUCAUGCACAUUCAUAGUCAUACUGUUGCUGACUAGAAUCAGGAUGCAUGAGCUAUAAAUUCACGAAAAUCCAUGAGUAGUUGACUACUGUCCGCGAAGAAGAAGCGCGAUAGAAAGUUUAGUGUCACGUAGUCCCUUGUACCAAGUACUCCCACAACUUCGCAACUGCGACCAUGAACACUAUUAGGGAAGGAGCUCGGGCGGUUAAUCGAGAACGACAAGAAGAUAUCAAAUGUAAAAAUGUCUGGGUCUGGAAGAAUGCAAGUUUGUCAUGCUUGUCUGGCAUGACUCUUAAAUCUGUCAUGCACAUUACCAAAGAGCCCCACUUUUCUGUCAUGCAGAAACGUAGUUUGUCAUGCAGAAUAGGCAACACCUAGCAGCUCAGAAACUUGUCAUGCUGAGCCAGCAAUUGUGGCCUCCUCAUGAUACGCCACACAGCAUCACAAGUUUCCAGCCCCAGACAUUUUCGCAUUUGAUAGAAGAUGAAGGAGUUUAUGCGACAGAAGGAGAGGAACCGGGGCGUGGAGGAGCACAAGGGGGACCUGAGCGCCGUAUCAAAUGCAAAUACGUCUGGGUGUGGAAGGUUCUGAGAGUUGUCAUGCACGUUUUGCAUGAGCCGUGAUGUCUGUGAUGCAUGCCGUAGCAUCACAGAUGAGAUUUUUUUAGGGAUUCUUGAUGCCUAUUCCGCAUGGGUAACGCCCUUUCCGCGUAGGAAGAACUACAUUCCCUUUCCAUUUGCUGCUCAUGCAAUACAAAUUUUUUUGGAAUCCAAAUGCAGCAUCACAAGUUGCAUUGUUCCAGACCCAGACAUAUUUGUACUUGAUACGCCGACGAGGAAGACAAGCUCAAGAAGAAAGUCACCAAGAAUGCCUGGAUGAUAUCCUGCGCAAAAGUACCGUACUCGUAUUGCAAUCAUGCAUUCUCAUGCAUCACAAAUUUAAUUUCUCAUGCUGAUAAAAUUUGUAAUGCAUUUAUGCGAGUACACGAUACUUUUGUAGUGCAUAGAUGAUUGCCAAGGGCAAGGUCGCCCAGUCCGCGAACACCGAGAGAAUAACGGUCUACGAAGAGGCCUUCGCCAAGAUCCAGGUAAGAAAAAAAGUCGUGCCUUGCCGUACUAGUAAUAGCCUCGGAACUUUUUGGUUGUACCUAUGCACGAGCAGGACGACCAGAUGCUAUUAGUUACUGUUGCGAAGUGUCGGUGCUUUCGUGAAGAAGAAAGUAAAGACCGAGACACAUUUUUCAGGAACUACAAAUAUACAAAACUCCAACGUGUCACGACGACAGGCCGCAACCGGGAUUAGUGACAUUGACGACUUAGUGCAGAACUUCGUGAACGCAGAGGACGGGAACUUCAGUCUGUUCAACUACGCAAAUCUGCUGAACACGCAGAUUGAGAAGCUCGAUCUUGACAUCGGAGACUUGAAGGGCGAGUAUGAGUCACUCCGCGGAGGCUCAGUCAGCGCACAGGGUACUAGGAUCAUAGUAGAUUUCGUGUUGAAAAAUAAAGCGUAUACUUUGUCAUAGGUAGAAAGGAUGGUUAUUCUUGUCAUGCGAUAUUUUUAACUGGGUCUGGGAUAACAUGACGAUCUGGCUUCGUAAGGAAGAAAAGCAAAAAUCACACGUCAUCAUUGUCUGCAGGUACCAUCAGCAGUGACCAGAGCAAGCAGAAAUUGCUCGGCGAGCUCGAGGACAGGUGGAAUCGCGCGGACAAGAAGGCGGAGCACUACGAACUCAGAUAUCAGCAGGCUUUGAAGACUUUGACUGCCGUGCGGGCGGGGCUCCAGUCCAUCUACAACAGGUAUUUUUAUAGCGUAAUGGUAAUAAAAGAUUUGAAAAAUGUACACAAAAACUAUGCUGAAGAUAGAGAUACGGAACUCAAAGGUCGGUCGUUGUUCGGUAAUAGUAUGCAGAGCAGCAAAAUUAUACGAAAAAUAAUCAGGUUGGGUUGCUCCCAGAUGGCAGAGCACGGUGCCCUCGGGCUGCAGGGUGUCACCGAGGCAAACAUGCUCCAGUAUCUCGGCGUUAUCGAGACGCGGGCAAACGAGAUUUUGUUGCUGCACACCGCCUUGCAAGAGGGUGACGAAGAGGAGGCAGAGUUGCCGGCUACCAGGGAACCAAUGUAUAAGAUUCACCUUGUCGUCUGUUUGCAUCACCAAGUAAUCCAUCGCCAAUCGGAUGAGGCAGCAGCAUGAUUGAAAACAAACCUCCUGAAGUUGUUUUGUCAUGCGGACCACGAUGUUAACGCAUUGUUCUCCAUCUGUCUCUUUCUUCGACUAUAGGCACCAGAACAAAAAAACCUUAUCAGGUCGCAACUGCAAAUCAAACUACCGUCCACUGUCGAGGAUUACACGGAUGACGAGGAUGAGGAUGAAGACGACGACACGCGUCCCUUUACGCGUGAGGAGCUGAAGCUCAAGACGCAGCGCGGUCUGCAGCGCAAGCAGGAGAAGGGCCUGCGGAAAGCCCACCGCUAGAAGAACUGCUCGUGCGAGUAGUGCUGUUCUUUAGCAGGGUGAGAAAAAAUGUAGACAUUCUCAAGAAAAAAUAUCCGACAAAAAUCCUCGAAUCAAAAAUAUCAAGUGAGCAAAGUUACCGUUUUAGUCGAAAGAAAACCGAAACAAAAAUAACCGAUUUACGAACAACAAACCGAAUCAGAAAAAGUUUUAUCCGAACAGUACAGUGUUAACAGCUAUAUUCACCAGAACAGAGCGUCCGAGAAUCACCAGGUUUACAUUCUACAGAACCAAUUUAGCAAGUCCUAUUUCCUCAGAAUUUUCAGCUUCAGGUACAAGUUUAACAGAAUUAUAGCAGUGCAGUUCGCGCACAGAGCGAACCUUCACGACAGUCAGGAAAUAAUUUAGCAGACAAUUGCAAACCGAUUACAAUAUUACUACACCCGUUUUUAGCAAGAUAAACCUCCGGAAUAAUACAACAGUUUAUAGUGUAUUUACAAGUUUAGAGUUAUUAUUUCAACAACGUGAAUCAAUCUAGAACAGAUGCAGAUCGUGAUUGAUGUUAACAGCCGUGAGAGUUUCAUCAGAAUCAGUGUUGCAGAGUUAUUUUGAACAGCAAACGAUAAUGACAGUCAGAAGGUCAGAUUUUCAUUUAUACCAGAUUACACGAGAAUACAGUUACAGACUUCAACAGUUUUCUAUUUGAACUUUGUGCAUCAAGUGAGUUUUCCACCUCUAUCUUGCACAGGUAAAUUGGAAAAUUUCUCACGGAGGAAAAGGACUAGAACAGCAGGUGGCUUUUACAAUCAGGCUUCUAGGCGCGCCCUCAGAUCGAUCCUGUUUCAAAGCUGUUGUAGAACAUCAAGUGGCUCCUACAGCGACAGCUCUUGAUCUCAUCCUGCCGAGCCCCACGACCCUGAGGCCUUUGAAACUGGAAAUUACGAACAACACCUCCACAUGAAGAUCCUAGCAGUCUGUCAUCAGGUGUAGCCAGCUGUAACUAGUCCAGUAGAUACUUUCCGUUUCCGUUGAUGUUUGACUUCUUCCCUUAUGAGCUUCUCUUCUUGAAAAAGUAAAAAAUGAUUUUCUUGUUUUCCUCGGUGGAACCUUCCAAAAAAUCAAGCUUGUACAACGACUACGACCACGACACAAAAUGAAUUCCUGCUUUAUGACAAAAAUCAGCAGCUUGAUCUGUACAAAAGAUAAACGCGCCAGGAAUUUUCAUGCUAAAAGACCGAGGAAACUAGCAAAAGAGGAAAGGCAAAGAAAAUUUUUAAGAAGCGCCCGUACUAAAUGCCGUGUGCAGGAGGUGCAUUUUUGAAGCACAUGACGCGCACCGCCAUAGUUGUAAGUAGGAGGUAUUUGUUUGUUCUCGUGCUCGUCCGGAACUACUUUUUGAACCGCACAGAAAGCGCUGACGCAGAGGAGACCGAUCCAAACAAGCUAUGUAUUGCAAGAGCAGAUCGUCGUGGCCUGACUAGAACCAGAAGGGGCAUCAACAAAUAAACCGAUCACACAAGGCAAACAACGCAGUAUCUUGUUCAAGC
Molecule: messenger RNA, 5754 nt
Organism: Amoebophrya sp. A120
Lineage: Eukaryota; Dinophyceae; Syndiniales; Amoebophryaceae
Source: the annotation of a GenBank genome assembly